Torulaspora delbrueckii is the source of this 1677-nucleotide messenger RNA. It is a transcript of the gene ABP1, whose product is annotated as Abp1p. Gene Ontology annotation, biological process: regulation of actin filament polymerization. Bases 1 to 1677 code for a protein of 558 amino acids. Gene Ontology annotation, molecular function: actin filament binding. The record is from RefSeq and is a predicted model, not a curated record. The transcript has a single exon. Gene Ontology annotation, cellular component: cortical actin cytoskeleton; actin filament; plasma membrane. NCBI's taxonomy places the organism in Eukaryota, Fungi, Ascomycota, Saccharomycetes, Saccharomycetales, Saccharomycetaceae.
AUGGCUCUAGAACCUAUUAAUUGUACCAGUCACUCGAGAGAGAUCGAAGAAGCAUACCUCAAGGUGGUCAGAGGUGAGGAUAAUGACACUACAUGGUUGAUCAUAUCCCCAAACGAGAAGAAAGAAUAUACUCCAGCUUUUGUUGGUUCUGAAUUUAGCGAAUUCUUGGAGACCUUUGAUGAUGCCAAAGUGCAGUUCGGUAUGGCUCGCGUUUCUCCACCGGGAUCUGAUGUUGAGAAACUAAUCUUGAUCGGAUGGUGCCCUGAUUCUGCCCCAAUGAAGACUAGAGCUUCCUUUGCUGCCAAUUUCGGUACUGUGGCUAACCAAGUCUUGAAGGGCUACCAUGUGCAGGUGACUGCUAGAGAUGAGGACGAUCUGGAUGAGAGGGAGCUAUUGCAAAAAAUUAGUAAUGCUGCAGGUGCUCGUUACUCUAUUCAGAUGAACACUGAUAAGUCGAAGCCACCAGCGAGACAGCAUAAGGUUUCCUCACCUCGUCCUACGCCUUCUAAACCAGUGACCAAACAAGAACCAACCCCUCCAGCUGAAUCUAAACCUGUUCCUGCUGAGACAGACGACUGGAACGAACCAGAAGUGGAGGAGCGUGAUUUUGAUAAAAACCCAUUGAAGUCCAAUCAAUCGACUUACAAGCCUAUUGGUAAGGUCGACUUGCAAAAAGUGAUUGCUGAAGAGAAGGCUAAGGAAGAUCCACGUCUUGUGAGCUCUACGGGUGCUUCAAGUAAGAUCGCUCCAGAAGCUGAUAUUGCCCGUUUAAAGCAAGAAUCCAAGUUGAAAAGAGAUAAUGAAAUAGAUAAGUUCCUGGGUACCAAACCGCCAGUUGGUUCUACUCCUAAAAAGAAUGACGACCUAGUUAUCAAGGGAUUCAAGAAUGAAAAGAGCCCUGCGCAACUAUGGGCUGAGAAGAAAGCUGCUUCAGUAUCUUCCUCUGAAACUCCCGAGAAGAAACCUGCGCCAUCAGUCACUGAAGAUAAGGAGGAUGCAGAGGAGGAGGAUGAGGAAAAGGACGUCAGCGAUUUGAAGUCUAAGUUUGAGAAAUUGGGCGCCAGCAGCGAGCCACCUAUCAUAACCCCGAGACCAGCCUCUUCAAAACCUCCUGCCCCUGAACGUGAAACCGUUCCAUCAGCUAAAUCUGGUCACAAGCAGAUUGGUACCCCAUUGCCAGGCAUGCAUCAAGAGAUCUCCAAUGAUGACGAAGAAGAGAGUGACGGCAGUGACUGGGAUGACGACGAGCCAAGCGCACCAAAACUACCUUCAAGGACUGAAGAGCCUGCACAAAAAGAGGAAACUCCAGUAUCACAGAUGCCUCCACCUCCAUCACACAAAGAGCCUGAAGUUGCUGAACCUGAAGAGCAGGAACAGGAGGAAGAAGAGGAAGAAGAUGUUGAGGCAACUGAGGAGGCUCCAGCACCUACAUUGCCUUCAAGAAAUGCUGCCGCUCCACCACCUCCAGCAAGAAGGUCCGUGGAGCCACCAAAGCCAGCUGCUCCUUCUGCAACAGCAGAAUAUGACUACGAAGCUGCUGAGGAGAAUGAACUGACGUUUAACGAAAAUGACAAAAUCAUCAACAUCGAUUUUGUCGAUGAUGACUGGUGGCUAGGUGAGUUGGAAAGAAACGGUGAAAAGGGUUUGUUUCCAAGCAACUACGUAACGCUUGACUAG